UUUGCUAGAAAUUUUCAAACUGAUACAUCCUUCUUGAUGCAGGAAGAGGUGUUUUUGACCUUCUUCUUGUGACUGACACAUCGGUUUAGCGUUACUCUGGAUGCAAUAAUCAAAGCCAUCACUUGCACCGUAAGAUACAUGGCCUGUGCACCGUUUUCCUUCCAGAGCUACUGAAGACCAGCACGCUUCUAUGGUCUACGCCUGACCCAGGCUCUGUAAGCGACGCAACGUUUGCCAUUUCAACCCAGACCAACGCUGCCCACUUGCUGCUCUGCACCACCCAGGACAGCAGGUCCACCAGACCAACGCACCAUGGAAAACCAUACCGUGGACUUAGAUGACUUGCCACUGACAACAGAAUUCGACUAUGACAGUUCAGAGCCAUGCAUGGGAACUGAGGAAAAGCACUUUGCAGCAAAACUUUUGCCACCGCUUUAUUCUUUGGUGGUGAUAUUUGGCCUCACAGGCAACGUGCUCGUUAUCCUUAUCCUGGUAAAAUACAAGAAAUUGAAGAGUAUGACUGACAUCUACCUGCUCAAUUUGGCAGUUUCUGAUUUGCUGUUUGUAUUUUCUCUCCCUUUUUGGGCUUAUUAUGCUGUUCACGACUGGAUUUUUGGGGAGGUGCUGUGUAGACUUCUCUCAGGCAUCUACCUCCUUGGCUUCUACAGCGGGAUCUUUUUUAUAAUCCUGCUGACCCUAGACAGGUAUCUGGCCAUAGUGCAUGCAGUGUUUGCUUUAAAAGCUAGGACAGUUACCUAUGGCAUCCUCGCCAGUGUUGUCACUUGGGCUGUUGCUAUUUCUGCUUCUGUUCCUGGGAUGGUAUUUCACAAAACUCAAAAGGAAAAUUCACGUUAUACUUGCAGUGCUCAUUAUCCAUCAGAGCAGAGAAAUGAAUGGAAGCACUUCCUGACCUUAAAAAUGAACAUCCUGGGACUUGUUAUUCCAAUGUUAAUUAUGAUCUGCAGCUACACCCAAAUUAUAAAGACAUUACUGCAGUGUAGGAAUGAGAAGAAACAUAAAGCAGUCAGGCUUAUUUUUAUCAUCAUGAUUGUCUACUUUUUAUUCUGGGCACCAUACAACAUUUGCAUUCUCUUGCGUGAUUUUCAAGGUACAUUUUCCAUCACUACUUGUGAAGGCAGUGGCCGAUUGCACAAAGCAACCCAAGUGACAGAAACAAUCUCAAUGAUCCACUGUUGUAUCAACCCUGUAAUUUAUGCCUUCGCUGGAGAAAAAUUUAGGAAGUACCUUCACAGCUUCUUCCGAAAGCAGAUUGCAUUCCACUUCUCUAAAUACUGUCCCGUUUUCUAUGUUGACACAGCUGAACGGGCUAGCUCCACCUACACACAAUCUACUGGAGAACAAGAAGUUUCUGCUGCAUUAUAAGUUGUGUCUAGCAAAAAUGUGGAAUUGACUUUUGUGAAAUCAAGUCUGUGAUGAAAGCCUGCAGAAUCUGUCCUGGAUAUUGGCACUGAGGCAGCUGCAAAAGAUCACAGAAUAUGUAUUUACCAAAGCUUGUAUUUGCUCAUAGAUUUGUGUAUUUCUACAUAAAUGAAAAG
Molecule: messenger RNA, 1556 nt
Organism: Egretta garzetta (little egret)
Lineage: Eukaryota; Metazoa; Chordata; Aves; Pelecaniformes; Ardeidae
Product: C-C chemokine receptor type 5
Exons: 3
Coding region: 313-1383 (356 amino acids)
Biological process (GO): immune response; G protein-coupled receptor signaling pathway; inflammatory response
Cellular component (GO): cytoplasm; membrane
Molecular function (GO): C-C chemokine receptor activity
Source: RefSeq, a predicted model, not a curated record